GCGGCGAGUUGUUGAGAGGCAAGGCAAACUCAGGCGACUGAGCUAAAGAAGCCGCACUAGUAUGGGGGUGACGAAGGCGGAGGCGGUUGCCGGCGACGGCGGGAAGGUGGUGGACGACAUCGAGGCGCUCGCCGAUCUCAGAAAGUUGGAGUUGGACGGACAGGAGUGAGAAAUUAUUAUCUCUGAUCUGAUUCCUGUUGGAGCCAGCAUGGAAAAGGUUUUUGUCCCACAUUGGACCAGGCUUUAUGGUCUGUUUGGCUUACCUCGAUCCUGGAAAUAUGGAGACUGAUCUACAAGCUGGUGCCAAUCACAAAUAUGAGCUUCUUUGGGUGAUUUUGAUUGGCCUGAUCUUUGCACUGAUUAUACAAUCAUUAUCGGCUAAUCUUGGAGUGGUGACAGGGCGCCAUCUUGCUGAGCUGUGCAAGACUGAAUAUCCAGUAUGGGUGAAAACCUGCUUAUGGCUGCUAGCAGAACUAGCUGUGAUUGCUUCCGAUAUUCCAGAAGUUAUAGGUACAGGAUUUGCUUUCAACCUUUUGUUCCACAUACCAGUGUGGACCGGGGUUCUCAUUGCUGGCUCUAGCACGCUUCUUCUUCUUGGACUGCAAAGAUAUGGGGUAAGGAAACUGGAGGUUGUGGUCGCGCUAUUGGUGUUUGUCAUGGCAGGGUGCUUCUUCGUGGAGAUGAGCAUAGUCAAGCCUCCGGUUAAUGAGGUCCUUCAAGGAUUAUUCAUCCCCAGGCUCAGUGGGCCCGGUGCCACAGGAGACUCCAUUGCCCUUCUUGGGGCUCUUGUAAUGCCGCACAAUCUAUUCUUGCACUCUGCCCUGGUGCUGUCGAGGAAUACACCCGCAUCAGCAAAAGGAAUGAAGGAUGUCUGUAGGUUCUUCCUCUUUGAGAGUGGGAUAGCUCUUUUCGUGGCUCUGCUUGUCAACAUUGCAAUCAUCUCUGUCUCCGGCACUGUAUGUAAUGCAACCAACCUUUCACCAGAAGAUGCUGUAAAAUGCAGCGACCUUACAUUGGACUCCUCAUCCUUCCUCCUCAGGAAUGUGCUAGGAAAGUCAAGUGCGACAGUGUACGGUGUAGCACUCUUGGCUUCUGGACAGAGCUCGACCAUUACUGGCACUUAUGCUGGGCAAUAUGUUAUGCAGGGGUUCCUAGACAUCAAAAUGAAACAGUGGCUUCGGAACCUGAUGACACGCAGCAUUGCCAUUGUGCCUAGCUUAAUCGUCUCCAUCAUUGGAGGGUCUAGUGGCGCCGGUCGUCUCAUCGUCAUUGCAUCGGUACAAUCUUUUACUACAAAUGAAAAUAUCAGUUUGCCCAUAAGAACACUCAUUAAAAAAAACUGCCAUACAAUCAACCAUCUUCUAAUUUUCUCAAUAAUUAGUAAGUUAUUUGCUAAUCGAAAUGCUUCUUUCUUCAAAAAAUGGACGGUAUGUAAUUUGUUGUACCUCAUUCCUUCUGAUCAUACUGUUAAAAAGAAUCAAAACCUAAUGCUUGUUUUGGUUUGGCUGUUACGUUUCAUACAGAUGAUUCUAUCCUUUGAGCUACCAUUUGCUCUGAUCCCUCUUCUCAAGUUCAGCAGCAGCAGCAACAAGAUGGGUGAAAACAAGAACUCCAUCUAUAUUGUUGGAUUCUCCUGGGUGCUGGGGUUCGUCAUCAUCGGGAUAAACAUCUACUUCCUCAGCACAAAGCUGGUCGGCUGGAUCCUCCACAACGCGCUCCCGACAUUCGCCAACGUGCUCAUCGGCAUCGUGCUGUUCCCGCUCAUGCUGCUCUACGUCGUCGCCGUGAUCUACCUGACGUUCAGGAAGGACACCGUCAAGUUCGUGUCUCGUCGUGAGCUGCAGGCCGGCGACGACACCGAGAAAGCACAGGUAGCCACCUGCGUCGCCGACGAGCACAGCAAAGAGCCACCCGUGUAGUACCCUUCCAGACCGGUUACCGGUGUUGGCUGGUUUUUAUUGGAUAGAUGUUUAGGUCCAAUUUUUUUUAUAUAAAAAAUCCAAUAGAUGUUUAGGUCCAAAUUUUUGAAUUCAAAAACCGGUUAGCAGUGAUAACCGGCUGAAAUUUUGGCCCAUGGGAGUAGAUUGUUGCUUUUUUUCUUAGUGAUUAGUUAUUGGCAGAUUGGCAGAAUGUUGUAGCUAGGCAAUCUAAUUGUAUGGUUAGAUAUUUAGUCAUAAAUCCAAGAGUGAGUUUUCUUGGAUGCGAGGACAAGGACAAUCUAAUUGUAUGGUUAGAUAUUUAGUCAUAAAUCCAAGAGUGAGUUUUCUUGGAUGCGAGGACAAGGACAAAUAUAAAUGUAAAUAAAUGCAGUUAAAGUAACACCUUGCUCAAAUAUAAAUGUAAAUAAAUGCAGUUAAAGUAACACCUUGCUCCU
Oryza sativa Japonica Group (Japanese rice) is the source of this 2374-nucleotide messenger RNA. The record is from RefSeq and is a predicted model, not a curated record. NCBI's taxonomy places the organism in Eukaryota, Viridiplantae, Streptophyta, Magnoliopsida, Poales, Poaceae.